GCCAAUCAUUCGACAACCUGCAUUCAGUACAAUAGCCAUGUUGCAGAGUGUCGUACUUUGAGAUCGGCGAACUAAGCAAGAAGGUGAUUAAUCGUUUCCAAUAUUCGGUGAUAAUAACAACCAGAUAGACAUAAAUUAUCAAUAUUUUCCAAAGCAGUCCAUUAAGUUGGUUAUUUACAAUGCCUGUGGAAACAUACAGACCUUCAGGAAACCAACCUCUGCUUGUCAGGGGUACCAUGGGAACCAUCCCUGAACACAACCCACGUGGGGCGCUAGUUCCCGUCACAAAGCAGGACUUUGCAGGACAUCGACCAGCGACGCAAGCUAGUGCACGAUUCGGUCAGCUUAGUCAGAGUGCUUUCUUUGCGAGACAUAAUCCACAUCCUGUUCGAGUCAGACAUAUCAAAGGUUUACUUGACAUACCAAUAUGUGCCGUACAUGACGAAGGAUUCAUCAGUAACCCACGUUACACGAGACCAAACACGCAAGAAUCAAAACAGUUAUACUCGUACGCCGGUCGUAUGCCUGUGCAUUCUGUGUCUUAUAACGUACAUAACCUUAAUCCGAUGAUAAACACCAGUAAAUAUCCACUGGAUUUGAUCACUGGAUUGGCUAACUAUCCAUGGGGAUUCAAAGAAAAAGCCACAAAGUAUGGCAUGGUUCCUGUCACUGAUUCAUGGAAAGAUGAACUCAAGUUCAUGACUGAAAAAGCUGGUUUAGGAUGGAAUGACGAACUAAAGAAAUUUCAAGCCAAGGAUCAAAAAAGAACUGCAGUAUAUUCGGCUGAUACUGGACGAUUGAUUCCACCACCAUCACGUGCCAUGUCACGAGGAUACUCUCGUCAACAGCAGCGAAAAAAAGAACUAUUUCACCAUAUUGCUGCAGAAGCAGACAAUGAAGCAUUGGUGCUAGAAAUGCUGUGUCAGAUAUUACAAACUGAUUCAAUCCCUGCAGUGCAGGCAUGGUUAGUCUCAGCGGGUCAAAGAGAAAAAGAUUUGGUCAUGGACAUGAUUCAGUCAGCGCUGGCCAAUGAACAAGACUACUGGCAGAGACAAAAUAACCCGGAAUAUGUGGAGGUCCAAGAACGACCGAGAACACAACAGGCAAACAUCUUAAAAGAACCAGAAGAAAGGACGGAAUUACCCUACUUGAACGGCGGUCAGAAUGAGAAGAGAUUGAACACAGCGGCUAGCGGAAGAUAUUCACGAUAUGAAUGGCAACCCCCGGCACAAAAUGGACAUAAAGACACUAUAUACGAAGACAAAGAGCAUCCGUCAUUGAAAAAGAAAGAGACCAAACCUGAUAUUUUCAGAAUAAGCCACUCACCACGUCCACCAACACGUACACCAAGAUCCAGGCAAGCUGGUCUGAAUGCCGAACCUCGUCUACGUUACAGUUCAAUGUCUGUAGGAGAUCAGGAUAUCCUAGCACAAAGACAGUCACUGAAAUCAGUGUUGUCAGACAACAAAGCGACACAAUGGUGCCCAGAAGACUCGCAAGUUAACUAAAACAUUGUUGGUGUGGGAUCAGACCAGUGAUGAUAGUGAAUCAGUGAUG
This is a messenger RNA of Saccoglossus kowalevskii, 1557 nucleotides long. RefSeq lists its product as uncharacterized. The record is from RefSeq and is a predicted model, not a curated record. NCBI's taxonomy places the organism in Eukaryota, Metazoa, Hemichordata, Enteropneusta, Harrimaniidae.